CUGGGUCCGGCAGGGCUCGGCGUCCGCGGGGAGGUGCGGUGGGUAAUGAUGCAACCAGUGAGGGAGUCUUGCCUGCGGAGAUGUAGGAAGAGGGGGGCGUGUUGGGAGGCUCACACUGCCCCCGCACGUAACUGGCCAGUAUUAUAGCGGGAACUCUGAAGGAGCAGGGUCACCGGCAGGUCGUGUCUGAUGGAGCGGAUAAGCCCAAAUGCUCCUACUCAGUCUUUCGUUGAGUAUUCUUGCCUCUUUUCUGAGCAGCUAGGCUCUCAUCCGCCUCUGUCUCAUCAAGUAAAUAGACAUCCUCAAUCAAAAGGAACGAACAGCAGUGGUGAUUAACACCUAAUGGCUAUUAAAUAAGCAAACACACAACUCCAAUUAUGGAAGCAACAGAUGACUUACCUAGUUAGGAAGAGCUGACUGCUAAAGAGAAAAUGACAUCUCUAGAAAAAGUUGAUGAUGCCUCAGCACCCAUUCGAGGACCUGGAGAUGGCAUGGAAACAGAGCAAACAGCUGGAUCAGUGGAAGUAAUCACUGGAGCCAACACUACAAACCAUCACAUCCACCACAGCCCCCAUAAAAAGGCAGCCUCUUCCCUGAGUCCCGGAGUUCUGCAGCUGGGGAAAGUACAUGCUGAUAAAUCAGUGGAGAUUGAAGCUAUUCGAAUAUUAGUCCCCAAAGCAGCUAUCACCCAUGUUGUUCCAACUAAAAAUGCUAAGGUAGCUAAAUCUGUGGGACAUAAAGGAGACACAUUCCAUCAGUCAGAUGGAGCCACAGAUCCCCAGAAAGAACAGAUAGAGCUGAAAAAUGCAAUUGAAAAGCUAAAGAAUUCAGAAAAGCGGUUGUUACAGGAUAAAGAAGGUCUCUCUAAUCAGCUGCGUAUACAGACAGAGGUUAAUCGGGAGCUGAAGAAAUUACUUGUUGCUUCUGUUGGGGAUGACCUGCAGUAUCACUUUGAACGGAUGGCUCGUGAGAAGAAUCAGCUCAUCCUAGAAAACGAAGUCCUGGGCCGGAAUAUGGCUCAGCUGUCUGAACAAUUGGAGCGCAUGUCUAUACAAUGUGAUGUGUGGAGAAGCAAAUUCCUAGCAAGCAGGGUGAUGGCUGAUGAGCUGACCAAUACCAGAGCAAUUCUUCAGCGCCAAACUAGGGAUGCACAAAGUGCAAUCCAGGACUUGCUGAAUGAACGCGAUCAGUUCCGUCAAGAGAUGAUUGAUACGCACAAGCUUCUGGAGGAGCUCAUGGUUUCUCUUCAGUGGGGGAGACAACAGACAUACUAUCCUAGUGCCCAGCCUUACACUACAACAGAGCUAGCAGCUGUGAAUUGUAAGCUAGCCAAAGCUGUAAGCUCGCAUCUUCUAGGAAAUGUUGGCACUAACAGUCCAAAAAAGACUUCAACAACUGUGGAGUUUUGCAAUACCCCUGCUGAGAAAACGGCUGAAAUGAUGCUACAUGUACUGGAUCCAGCUGCACGUCCAGAAACAUCAACAGAAGUUUCUUUUUCUGAGACUUCUCCAUCUUCUUUCCUUUCCACAAAGAAAAGUAUUGGAAGGUUUCACCCAUAUACAAGAUACGAAGAUGUAACCUUCAAUUGUUGCAAUCACUGUCAAGGAGAGCUGAUAGCCCUUUAAAAAGCCCAGCCAAGGCAGCUGCACAUGCACUCUUUCUGAAGAACUACACUAGCUGAUGUUCAGCAGGCUUCCCUUUGUCUUUUUUCCAUAAUGGAUGGGUUUAGCAUUGGAAGUUACAUGGUUUCUGCUUCUCUACCUCUUGAAGUUAGGGACUGACAGGAUUUCUGUAGUCUCUGGGAUACUUCUACUACUUCUCAAUCUGGAAAGCUACUUACUUUCUUAUACAAAGGCAAAACAAAAAAUGGUAUGCUGGUCCAAUUUGUAGAGCACAGAGAUGCUCUUGACUAUUUAACGUUUAUAGUCUUACUAGCAAAUCUUAAUGAAUUUCCCUCAGAGAGGGAGAGACAGAAGUGUAACCAUACCAAAGCAAAUGAAGUGCUGAUCAGUUAUGUCUAAAUUUAAAAAUAAAGUAAUGGUCAGUUACAUGCUUUUUUUUUUUAAUCUUAGCCAAGGUGAUGAACUGUCCCCAAGUCUGUGUUCAACCUUUUACAUUUAGUUAUAAAAAGGAGUAUGUGCAAUGAUUCUUCAUAGCUGUAAGUUCUGAAAGCAAGAGUAUAUGCAGUGUCAGCCCUCCUGUCAAGAAGGAGAUGAAGCCUGAAUGAACUUUAGCUAUAAUAGAUAAGUAGUAACUGGUUGCAAGUGGGGUCUAGAAAACUCAGUGGGGUGAGAUUAUUUUUGUGUUUCCAUAGAGCUGAAAUAAUGGCUUUCCAUUGUGUCAGCUUCUAGAGUGAAGCUGCUGCAUAGCUGAUCCUCAGCAAAGGCAGACUGACGUACUUCCUUUAGUACACAGCAUUGAAGCCUGGCCUGGCAUUAGGACUCAGUCCUUGCCCAAGGUCUUCCUGGUUAUUAUGGGAAGAUGAAGAUAAGCACUAAGUUUGCACAAAAAAAAAAGUAUUUUUUUACUUGUAUGGUUUUAUAAUCUUGAUGUGGAUUUGAAGUUCUUGACAUAGGUUUGAAGAGAACUUUUAGAGACAAUCUGCUAAAUCCAAAGAAGCCUAUUUAAGUUUCUUAGUUUCACCCCCAAAUUUAUCAUAUGAAGCUGUCUAGUUUAGGGAAAAGGUUUCUGAAAUGGUUGUUUUUACCCAAUUUUCCUUUGAAUCUCAUACCAUGAUCAGAGUAUGUAAGCUGUAAGUUCUUGCUGUUGCUGGCUCUGCUUUGGUUUGCAUGAAGAAAGCUACAAUAAACUUCCUUUGCUUGCUUUCAA
This is a messenger RNA of Corvus hawaiiensis (hawaiian crow), 2829 nucleotides long. It is a transcript of the gene BLZF1, whose product is annotated as basic leucine zipper nuclear factor 1. The record is from RefSeq and is a predicted model, not a curated record. The transcript has 7 exons. Gene Ontology annotation, cellular component: Golgi membrane. Lineage: Eukaryota; Metazoa; Chordata; Aves; Passeriformes; Corvidae. Gene Ontology annotation, biological process: Golgi to plasma membrane protein transport; Golgi organization. Bases 432 to 1625 code for a protein of 397 amino acids.